UUUCUCUCUCCUAUUCAGCAAGCCUUGUUUUGACUCGCAUUUUCUGGCAUUAAAGUGUGCCAAGUCCUUCUCUUUAUCGUUUCAUCAGAGCAUUAUUCAAUUUCGUAUUGCACUCUCUCAUCUCCCACUAUUCAUUUUCCUUCUUCUUCUCAGUUCUCUCCAUCCUUUUCUCCAUUUCUCUGCCAUUAAUCUGCAUAUACAUAUAUAUAUCCUUCCAAAACAUAUUGGGAAAAUAAAAAUGAAGAAGUUUGUACUCAAGUUAGAUUUGCCAGAUGACAAGGCGAAACAGAAGGCCCUGAAAAUAGUCUCUACACUUUCAGGGAUUGAUGCCAUCUCCAUGGACAUGAAGGAGAAGAAAUUAACAGUGAUAGGAACUGUAGAUCCUGUGAAUGUGGUGAGCAAAUUGCGCAAAUACUGGCCAACAGAUAUAGUCUUAGUAGGACCAGCAAAGGAGCCAGAGAAGAAAGAAGAGCCAAAGAAAGAAGAAGGAAAGAAGGAGGAAGAGAAGAAAGAAGAGCCAAAGAGUGAGGAAGACAAGAAAGGAGAGGAGAAGAAGGAAGAACCAAAGAAAGAAGAAGAGAAGAAGGAAGAAAAGAAAGAAGAUGAGAAGAAGAAAGAGCCUGCCCCAGAUCCUAUUUUAGAAAUGGUUAAGGCUUAUAAAGCAUAUAAUCCACACAUGACCACAUAUUACCAUGUUCAAAGCAUGGAAGAGAAUCCAAAUGCUUGUGUCAUAUGUUAAAUAAAAAAGAUGUGGAAACAUAAGGGAAAGACAUAUAUAUAAAAGCUUUCUCAACUUGUAAUGGAAUCAACUAUCUUUAAUGAAUUAUAGGAGGCUACAACAAUCAAGAAGAUAGAUACUCCUUGUAUAUAAUGUGGUGAUGCCUCGUUUAGUUGUUUUGAGACCAGUUUAGCAAUGUGUAGAGAGAAGGAAUAAAAUUUUGGGGAAUUUGUUUUGAAAAGAACAGAAAUGUAAUUCAUACUAUUUUUCAGUUAAAUUAGAAUUAGUACUUAGUUUG
Molecule: messenger RNA, 1016 nt
Organism: Gastrolobium bilobum
Lineage: Eukaryota; Viridiplantae; Streptophyta; Magnoliopsida; Fabales; Fabaceae
Product: heavy metal-associated isoprenylated plant protein 39-like
Exons: 3
Coding region: 239-739 (166 amino acids)
Molecular function (GO): metal ion binding
Source: RefSeq, a predicted model, not a curated record